AUGACAAGGAGACUAUGGGUCGUUCUUACCUGCCUAGUCUAUGCAGCCGAAUGCGACAUAUUGGAAAUGACCGGAUUUCACUGUAAGAAUGCGAAUUCGAUGCGGUUAGAUCGUUCACUUCAUGGAGCGCCUCAUAUGACGAUUCCACCGUUUGAAUUUUCGAUAUCUGACGAAGAAGGCAAUGCGGUUGAAUACUACGAGCCCGGAGAAAUAUACAGAGGUAGGACUAAGGUUUCGUAUUCAUUUGGCUUACAGGGUAGUUGA
This is a messenger RNA of Haemonchus placei, 264 nucleotides long. The record is from the annotation of a GenBank genome assembly. Lineage: Eukaryota; Metazoa; Nematoda; Chromadorea; Rhabditida; Trichostrongylidae.